AUGAAAAUAACGCUCGGUUUCAAACCAGGCGUUUUUAAUGCUCUUGUUCAAGUGCCUGAUCUUUUCAGUGUUAUUCUUCAAUAUUUGGAUUGUUCCUCAUUGUUUGCCCUAACGAUGGUGAAUAAGAAAUUAUUUGGAUUAUUUGAUGAGAGUAAAAUUGAUGAAUUGGUUCAAUCAUCAUCGGAAGAGGUGUUGAACGUUGUGACAAUUGAUCCUAAUUUAUGGUUGAAUUUGGUUUCAUACUAUGAAGAAAGGUUGAGAAAAUUAAAAUUGGAGUUUAAUUCUAACGAUUUGUUGUACUCUGAUUGUUGGAAACAAAAGAAACCUGAAGAAUAUGGUGUUGAGUUUUCCAAGAGUGGAAGAUCUAGUUGUAAAACUUGUUUUAAGCCAAUUCCAUACGGAGUUCUCAGAGGCUAUCAGGACAACCACGAAAACUAUUACAAAGCUCAUGAAUGUCACCAUUUGACUUGCUUUUAUAAAAUACUAUUGACUGAAAAUGUACGUGAAGAAGAUGUGAAAUAUGAAGAGGAGAAACAAAAAGCAGCCAUUUCCAAGCUUUAUGAGUUUAUAGCAAAGGAGAAAAAAUUAAUACAGAAAUCAAAGUGGCAAUGCACCACUUGUGAUGGAUGUAAUGUACUAUUGAAUGGAGAUGCAUACAUGUCAGCAGAAAAAGGAAAGAUGGAUCUAUGUGCAAAGUGCUAUGUCACUAACGAUGAGCUGGUUUCUGGAAAAAGUGAGAAGGGGCCUUUUGUCCCUACCCCUCCUUUAAAACCUUUCCAAAAAUGUAGAUAUUGUAAGGAACAGAUCAAAAGGGUCUUAUUUAAUUGUCAUCAAUGUAAUAUUGGCUUUUGUGGAGAGUGUUUAAAAUCCUUAAGGUGGUUUGAUCACAAAAAACACUUUAUUAAUGUAAUUGGAAAUGCUCUUGAUGAUGAAAUGAAAUGUUUAACUGCUGACUUCAAACCUGAAGAUGCUAAACCAUUACCAGUGAGUGCUUAUGAAAGGUUUUCUGUUCUGGAUUUGAUGGAAGAAUUUUUAGGAGAAUCUAAAAGGGAUGCAGGUCAACCAACUCCUUCUGAAAGAUUCACAGCUACCCCCAACAAGAAAACAGAUCUAUCAGGGAUAAAGUCACAAAAAACUGCAACAAUUACAAAACCAAGUAAUAACGAAUCUAACCACUCUUCUAAAACCAACACUCAACCAAAGAAGCCAGAAAGUACAAAACCAACAACCGAAAAACAAGUUCAAAGCAACUUGAAACUCUCCAAAUCGCAACAAGCUAGUUCCAAGACAAUCCCUCAGAAGUCUUCUGUUCAACAAACUCUUUCAUCAACAACUUCUAAAAAAAGAGUUUUAAUUGAAUUGAGCUCUGAUGAAGAAUCAGAAGAUGAAAUCGAUCUAAAGAAAUUAGAGGCAACUACAGGAUCUAAUGAGAUUCCAAAAUUAAAACCUGAAGUAGUUAUUGCCUCAAAAGUUGAACCAGCCAAGAAGAAAUCAAAACAAGAGAAAUCCAAGAAGAAAGAAAGCAAGGAAAAAACAAAAAAGAAAAAACCAAAGAAAGAAGAAAACAUUCUACUCUUCUCCAUCUAUCGUUUCAUUAUACAACUCUACAGAAAAUAUUACCAUCAUAGGGAUGAGAAAAAUCACCAUGAUGGAAAAGAAGCAUCUAACGAAACAAUAUUAUGGAACAAGUUGAUGAAGGUUGGACUAAAAAUUAAUCAUACUAGCGUGGCCAAGUUUAGAGAGGCUUCUAGAAAGCAAAUACCUGUCUUGUAUCCUAAAUUGGAAGACACUUUGUUUGGCUGUGCAACAAAAGUGGAAAAGAUUGAAAAAUUGAGAGAUUCACAUUGGAUUACAAUGAAAGGUUGUAAAGAAAUGAAAAAAGUCAUGCUCUUUAUUCAUGGAGGUGGCUUCAUAUCUGGCUCUUCUUUAGGACUUGAUCUUCAAUCAACAGUCUAUGGUAUUAAAGAUUUCAAUAAGAAACAUAAGAAUAAUGAAAAUUUGAUUAGCCAUGUAUUAUCUGUUGAAUACAGAUUGGCAGAGGAUCCUAAGUUCUACGAAACCAUGGACAAGAGAACACUUACAUCGAAUCUCAGUGAUCAAUUAGAAGACUGCUUUGAUUGUUUCAAAUAUUUAAUUGAGGAAAAGAACGUACCAGCUAAGGAUAUUAUAAUUUCUGGUUUCUCUGCUGGUGCAUGUCAUUCUGCAUUGUUGGUUUUGAAAAAAUUGAUGAACAGCCAGUCUUGGCCCCUUCAUUCGGUUGCACUAUUUUCAGCUCCUUGUGAUUUAUCAAAUGCUGUAAUUAAAGCUGACAAGUGGAAGGAAGAAAACGUUUUGAUCUUGAAUCAGGGACUUGUUAAUUUGAUUAAUAGAUGUAUUCCAAUUGAGGAAAAGAAGAAUUAUUCAAUUCUUCAAACAAUGUUGGAAAUGGAGAAACAAGAUGAAUCAUUUUAUAACAAAUUACUUCAAACCAAAUGGGUAAUCAACUAUAGUAAUCACGAAGAGCUAACCCCUGGAAAUGAAUACUUGUCUCAAUUACUAGAAUCUAAAUCUCAUCAAAUUAAUCCAAGACAAGUGGCUGUUGUUACAGAAAAUCAUCAAAUGCAUUGUUAUCCAAUUGCACAAUAUAUAUUAUCUGAAGGAAACCGAUCUAUGGAAAAGUAUUGUGGGAAAUUAAUGCUGAAAACACUUGUUAAUGGAAGAAAACAAGCCAUGACACUUUCCUCAUCUCCACCACAAUUGAAAGAAAGUUAUGAUUUGAAAACAAGAGCCCUCAAGAAAGUGUGGAGUAUCAUUAUUGUAGUUACACUAACUUCUGUUUUUCAGAUUAUUGGAUUUAUUUUCACUCCAUUAUCAAUGGUGGAUCAUUUUAUGAUGAGUGGAUUUCAUAUAUGUUACAAUAUAUCAAUAAUGGUCCUUGUAGUUCUGUAUUUAUAUUUAUAUGGACCUGUGAAGGAAUUUCAACAAUUAUUCGAAAAGAGAGAUUCAAAAGAUUUGACAACCAUUGUGACUGCAUUCGAUUCAACAGGAUCUGAACGGAUUCAGAAAGGAUUAACCUUAUCACAUAUUAAAUAUUUUCCUCCUGUCAUUGUUGUCUUGACAGCAAUUUCUCUCCUAUUUUGUAUAGUUUUGAGCUUGUUAACAGCACCAGAUAGUGUUUCUAAACAUUUGCCUGCCCUGAGUGAAACAGGAAUAUUUCCUCCGACAAAAUAUAUUUUCACAGCAUCCCUUGUGAUACCAUCCAUAUGUUUAAUAGUUGGAGCAAUUUUGCAAUUUAUUACAACAAAGGAAAAAUUAACCUCAUUGGAUCAUCAACGACACACUUUAAAUUAUUGUAAUGGAUGUUUUAGAAUGGGAUGGUUGAGUAUUGCAUCCUGUAUUUUUGCUUUGAUUUCAGGAUUUUGUUUACUUGGACUUGGAAUUGUGCCAAUUAUGGGAGGAGAAGUUAUUGAUGAUAGUUUACUUUCGAAUUCUACUACCUCUACUACUGUAUCUUUUAUAACUAGUUCUACUAGUCAACAGUCAGCAGAAUCAAUUGAAAUUCUUCCAUAUACCAUCAUUCACUUGAUAUUUACAUUCUUCUUCAUGUCAACUGUGUUUAUUCACAUGGUACUCAAUACCAUUUUCAAUGUAUUAUAUGAUAAGAAAAUUUCUCCAAAAAAGAAAAUUCUCAAUCCUUGGGUUAUUGUAAAAAUUGUCAGUUCAUGCUCAUUCUUGGUUGUGGGGCCAAUCUUUAGUUUUAUUAUGGGAAUUUUAGUUACAGUCACAUGUUCUCAAACUGAGGUUAUUAACAAGACUUGUCCACUCAUGAAUUUAUUCCAAUUAUUCCUUGGAGCUCUAUCUCAAUACAGUAUUGUUGCCUCAAUUUUAGUUUUCAUGCUCACUUACAUGUAUGAUUUCAAAGAUGCAUCCAUCAGUAUUAAUGCUGAAGAUCCAAGAAAUGAUAUUCAAGAGAGGUUAUCAGGACUUUCCUUAGAAAAGGAUUUUGAAUUGGAAGAGGACGAUCUUGGAGCAGGAGACACCAACAGAUUACACACUCUUGAGGAUGAAGACGAAUUUAAUUAA
Naegleria gruberi is the source of this 4062-nucleotide messenger RNA. RefSeq lists its product as uncharacterized. The transcript has 6 exons. Gene Ontology annotation, molecular function: DNA binding; zinc ion binding. The record is from RefSeq and is a predicted model, not a curated record. NCBI's taxonomy places the organism in Eukaryota, Heterolobosea, Eutetramitea, Acrasida, Naegleriidae. Bases 1 to 4062 code for a protein of 1353 amino acids.